This is a messenger RNA of Rosa rugosa (rugosa rose), 1218 nucleotides long. RefSeq names its product F-box/kelch-repeat protein At3g23880-like. NCBI's taxonomy places the organism in Eukaryota, Viridiplantae, Streptophyta, Magnoliopsida, Rosales, Rosaceae. Gene Ontology annotation, molecular function: protein binding. The record is from RefSeq and is a predicted model, not a curated record. The coding region runs from base 1 to 1218 and encodes 405 amino acids. The transcript has a single exon.
AUGUCCGACUACCUUCCUAAAGAAACCACUCGUACAAGGAUUAAUGGAACAUCAAAAGCUGCAGCAAUAUCACACUACCUUGUUCCUGAAGAAAUCAUUCGCGAAAUCCUGUUGUGGUUGCCGGCCAAAUCUUUAUGCAGAUUCAGCACGGUGUGCAAGUCAUGGAGCUCUAUGAUCCAACACUCCACUUUCAUUGAUACCCAUCUCAAGCGCAGAGGUCAAUACAACAACCGAAACGACAUUGUUCACCUUCUACUAAGCGAGCACACCACUGCGAGUAGUUGCACGUCGUAUGUGAUGAAAGACGACCCUGCAAUAUUGGAUGGAGAUGAGUGCUAUACCAAGUUUAAAUAUCCUUCAUCGGAACAUUUAGAUGUGGAUUUCUGUAGUCUGAUCGGAACUUGUAACGGCCUCAUAUGCCUCGCAUAUGACGACAUGCCCAUGACUUCCGAAGUACCCACAAUAAUUUGGAACCCUUCCGUUAGAAAGAUUGUGAUUUUGCCUACGCCUAUUAUCAGUCAGUCUACAAGUAGUUAUCUACAAACUCACGCUUUUGGCUAUGAUGCUGAGAGUGAUGAUUGUAAGGUUUUAAGAAUUCUACUGUCUGAAGAUAGAUUAUUAGAGACAAAACUAUGUGAGGUUGAGGUCUACUCAUUAGCCCGUAAUUCUUGGAAGCGUCUCAGUAGUACUACUUUUCCGGCUUCCUUGCGAUCUAUUGUAUGGUUUACACGUAAAUACGUUUUUGUCAAUAAUGCUCUGCAUUGGCCUCAAUGCCAAGAUUUCGACAAGGACAAGAACAUCAUUGUCUUCUUUGAUAUGGCCAGUGAACUAUUUAGCCAGAUAGAGAUGCCUGAAGCUUUCUCGGAUGAACGCAAGGUCAUUUCAGUAGCAAGAUAUGGAGAGUCCCUUGCCUUGAUUGAUAUCAAGAUGAGGGGUUUUGACAUAUGGGUUAUGAAAGAGUAUGGUGUGGUGCAAUCUUGGACUAAAAUAUUAGGGAUAUCAAGUCUAAAGUUUUGUUAUCUGUCACUUUUUGAUUGUAGAAGCAGUGGUGAAUUGGUAUUCGGAAAAAUAGAAACUGGUCGUCGAGAAUUAAACAGGGUGAAUUAUAAGACCAAACAAGUUGAAAAAUUUAGAAUAAAUGGACGAAAAUACAUGGGGAUCGAUUCUUUUGUAGAUAGCAUUGUCUUACUAGAUCAAACCAAUGCUAUUCCUUACUAA